Rangifer tarandus platyrhynchus (Svalbard reindeer) is the source of this 1440-nucleotide messenger RNA. Lineage: Eukaryota; Metazoa; Chordata; Mammalia; Artiodactyla; Cervidae. The record is from the annotation of a GenBank genome assembly.
AUGGCGGCGCGGUGCUCUACACGCUGGUUGCUGGUGGCUGUGGGGACCCCGCGGCUGCCGGCUGCAGCGGGGAGAGGGGCCAGGCCACCCAUUCGGGGCGUGGUAGGGGCGUCGCUGGGACGCAAUUUGAGCGUCACCGCCUUCCCGCCUUCCCUGGGAGGUCGCGGUCCCGGGGCGCUGCUGACAUUGAGACCCGGUGUCAGCUUCACAGGAGUAAAACGGUACCCUUUUGUUUGUACUGCCUCUUUCCACACGAGCACCCAUUUGGCUAAAGAAGAUUAUUACCAGAUAUUAGGAGUGCCCCGGAGCGCCAGCCAGAAGGAGAUCAAGAAAGCAUAUUACCAGCUUGCCAAAAAAUACCACCCAGACACGAACAAGGAUGAUCCCAAAGCCAAGGAGAAGUUCUCCCAGCUGGCAGAGGCCUAUGAGGUCCUGAGCGAUGAAGUGAAGAGGAAGCAGUAUGACACCUAUGGCUCCGCUGGCUUCGAUCCCGGGGCCGGCAGCUCUGGGCAGAGCUACUGGAAAGGAGGUCCCACUGUUGACCCAGAGGAGCUCUUCAGGAAGAUCUUUGGGGAGUUCUCAUCCUCCUCUUUUGGCGAUUUCCAGAGUGUGUUCAAUCAGCCUCAGGAGUACAUCAUGGAGUUGACGUUCAAUCAAGCUGCCAAGGGCGUCAACAAAGAGUUCACCGUGAACAUCACCGACACCUGUGAGCGGUGUGACGGCAAAGGCAACGAGCCCGGCACCAAAGUCCAGCACUGCCACUACUGCGGUGGCUCCGGCAUGGAAACCAUAAACACAGGCCCUUUUGUGAUGCGCUCCACGUGUCGGAGGUGUGGCGGCCGGGGCUCCAUCAUCACGUCUCCCUGUGUGGUGUGCAGAGGAGCAGGACAGGCCAAGCAGAAGAAGAAGGUGGUGAUCCCCGUGCCUGCCGGAGUCGAAGAUGGCCAGACUGUGAGGAUGCCUGUAGGAAAACGAGAAAUUUUCAUCACAUUCAGGGUGCAGAAAAGCCCCGUGUUCCGGAGGGACGGUGCAGACAUCCACUCAGAUCUCUUCAUCUCCAUAGCUCAGGCCAUCCUUGGGGGCACCGCCAGAGCGCAGGGCCUGUACGAGACCAUCAACGUGACGAUCCCCCCUGGGACUCAGUCAGACCAGAAAAUUCGGAUGAGCGGGAAGGGCAUCCCGCGGAUUAACAGCUACGGCUACGGAGACCACUACAUUCACAUCAAGAUCAGAGUUCCAAAGAGACUGACAAGCCGACAGCAGAGCCUGAUCCUGAGCUACGCCGAGGACGAGACCGACGUGGAGGGGACGGUGAACGGUGUCACCAGCACAAGCACUGGUGGCAGCACCAUGGAUAGCUCCGCGGGAGGCAAGGCUAGGCCUGAGGCUGGGGAGGACGAGGGAUUCCUUUCCAAACUUAAGAGAAUGUUUACCUCCUGA